This is a messenger RNA of Cokeromyces recurvatus, 4788 nucleotides long. RefSeq lists its product as uncharacterized. NCBI's taxonomy places the organism in Eukaryota, Fungi, Mucoromycota, Mucoromycetes, Mucorales, Mucoraceae. Bases 1 to 4788 code for a protein of 1595 amino acids. Gene Ontology annotation, cellular component: peroxisome. The transcript is spliced from 5 exons. The record is from RefSeq and is a predicted model, not a curated record.
AUGUCUUUAACAUUUUCCCUUUUAGAUCCUAUUAGGGCCGCUGAACUUGCUAAUAAACACAAGGAUCAUCUUUACGUAAUCACACCUAAAACGACAAUCAUGACACUAUCACAAGAUAAUCGCCUUGUUUAUAUUAUUGAUCUUAGUUCAAGUUUAGCUACAGUUGGAAAUACUCGAGCUGAUAUAUUAUUACACGAAGUUUUUCAAACAGUGUUUAUACAAAAUGUAGUGAUUACAGCGAAUAAUAUCAAUCGCAUUAUUCGAAAGUUACGAUCUGAAUUUCUUACCUUUCAAGAAGAUACUGCACAGUUUAGAAAGUUUAUAAAUAAAAAUAGAGCCAAUAUGGGUUAUAACUUGGAUGUAGGAGGGGACGUGACGUCUUCAGAUAAUAUCAGUGUCUUCAAUACUACUUCCUUUACGAGGCAACCAGAUACAAACUCAUUUUCCCCUUUAAUAAUAGACAAUGAUAAAGAACCUUUCAGAAAUAAAACUGGAACCAUGAAAGAAUCAACUUCUGAUACAAGUCCUACACAUCAGCAAUCUCAGGAUACUUCAUUUUAUUCAUCUACCUCAAAGAAGGAAGUGUGGGGGAUAGGCAAAUCAGGUGCUAAUCUGUCUCGUAUCUUACAUGCUGGUCAUUUUGCCCUGAAAUUAUUGCCUCAGGAGGGUCGUGCACAGCUUAUAUUAAUCACAGACGGUGCUAUGAAAUCAAAUGUCCAUGAUAAUACCUUUGUAAGACAAUUUGCAGAGGAAGACAUUACUUGUCAUAUUAUUCAAAUUGGUUAUUCAAGUAGUUUUAUACCAGGUAGAAACUUUGGUUUUGUUCCAGAUACAGAGAUUCUUCAAUUUUUAGCUCGUGCUACUAAUGGAACCUUUAUGUAUUCUGAAGCAUGUUUAGCAAAAUUACAUACAAAUAUACUUUUGUAUAAUAAUAAUAAUAAUGAUGAUGAUGAUGCUGUGGCGGCUACAAUCACUUCAACAUCACAAAGGUCUUGUGCUGUUGUUCAAUUAGUCGAUCUUGACAAGGCAAAACAUAUAAAAGCACCUAAUCUCUUCCAUAGAAAAUUUUUGUUUCGAGAAACUAUUCUUAUGCGUUCUCUUCAUUCUGAACUAAGAUUACAGACAGAAAAGGACUCACAAGGGCAACUGAAUCGACAUGACUUAUCUGGAAGCAAUUUAACUGAAUCAAAUCAUGAAUUAUCAAAAUAUAGGUUUAAUUAUCCCUGGGAUCCUUACGCACGUCCUCCUGAAGGUGAAUUACGUCUCUUAAAAUAUAGAGAGUAUACACUUCCUUCUGAGUUUUCUCAUUUGAUUGCAGCUAGAGCACGUGAAGGAUUUACAGUUCAGUCUGUCACAUUUGACGAUGGUACAGGCUCAAAGCAUAUUGAUGUUAGUCUUCAAGACAUCGAAGCCUCUGAUCUAUCUUCGAUUCGCAAAGAACGUAUUCAAAUUAUUAUGGUCUUGCGUUGGCAACCUAAUGUUCUGAUUGAAUAUAGAAUCAAGGCCACUUGGCUUCCAACUAUUAUUGGAAAUGCACAUAAUACAUACAAAAGUGAAAAUAUCCUGAUGGCAAGUAAUAUUUUUUCUCGUGGUAAAGCGCCAAGGGCAGAGAUCUUUGUUAGAACUGAUGCCAGUUUUGCUCAUAUGCUGCAGAACUGGGAUAUUUUCAGAAGACGUGCGCAAAUGAUGGGUGUCGUAACGGGGUCUAUCUUCUUUGGUGAAUCCUAUGCUGUAUCUAUUUAUUCGAAAAUAGAAAAACUCAAGAAUUACCUAAUCGAUAUAUUUGAAGGGGAUGAGAUAUUGAAGUCUGUGUUGGGUUUUCCUAACAAAUAUUGGAUGACGAGUUUAUCAGCUGGAAGUAAUGAUGCCAAUACCUCCUAUCUGUCGUCUUCUACUAAUCGACCUGAAUCCUUACUAAACGGUAAUAAUUCUACUACAUCAGAAACUACAACUUCGUCACAACAAAAGUCAGCUUAUAUCGAUGCCUUCAGAGACUUUUGGGAUCGCUUCAAUGCUUCAGAAGCAAGAGCAAGAACAAGGUGUUGGUAUGAUCCAGGAUGUAUUGAUAUUCUCGUGGGUGAUGUAUCGCCUUACAUGACGCCCAAGCUCACGUCAUCUUAUAAUCAAGAAUUUUUAUCAAAUAUAGAAGACGAUAUUAUGUUCAUGAUGAAGAAUAUAGAAGCAGUUAUUGAAGAAUGGUCUGAUUUUGUAUCUGAAGAUGGAACCUAUGUUCGAAUGAUGCACAAACUAAUUUCGAGUCCAGCUUUAAGCACUGAUGAGCACAUGAAGGAUUAUUUUUCGUUGUCACUGACAUAUCCGCCUUCGUUUUGUGAAUUACGAAUAAGACAUGAAUAUGGCCGUCUGAUGACGCUUAGACUUUUAUUUUUUAAUGUGGAAGCACAAGCUCGUAAGAGGGCAAUUGAGCACUUGACUCAAUUAUUGAAAACGGAUAGGAGAACAAAUGACGCUUGUAAUAUGAUCUGUAAGCGUCCAUUUUCUCGUCUCCUCAUGAGAGAUCCUAAACAUUUUGCUGAAUCCUCGUUUUUAACAACUAAGCAAGUAAACUCAGGAGGUAAGAGUCGGUCAAAAACUUGGUAUUUACCUGUAGCAAUGUGGUUAACAAGUGAGUAUAUUGUUCGUGAUUAUCUGAAACGUAUGACGUGGUUAUGGCAAACCAAUAAUUAUCAGGAUGGAUACCAUAGAGAAAAUAAAAUGAUGCCUAUACAUGAUUUAGCAUUCCAAUUUUUAUGUCAAGCUCGUUUAGAUCAGGGUUAUCAAUUAGUUUCUCCUCGUCCAGAUAGUACACAUUUCUAUCAAGAAAUUGAGUUGCCUGGACAUGAAAACAAAGAAGUAUCUCUUUGCGCAUUGCAAUAUUUUAUAUGGAAAGACUCUACGACAGGGAAAAUUACAACUGAAUUAUGGAUGGAGCCGAAUGGUAGUUUUGAUUUUGAUCAAUAUGAAUAUGUUAAAAAAUGGACAUUUGAACAUGAUAAAAAGACAAUCUCUCAAUUAGUUACGUUUGAUCAAAUACAUGCAGUUGGAAGAUCAAAGAGUAUAUCCGAUUUUAAAACGAAAAAGAAGGAAACAAUGUAUAUAAAACCAGAAGCUCCAGAUGAAGAUACAACCCUUAUUUCUCUUCCCCAAUUACUUGAUAUAGCCUCUGUACUAAGAUCAAAUAUGUUUGUAAUUGCUUCUUUUCGACCCCCACAAUACAGAAUGACUUUGCUACCUCAAUUGCAGCAACACAAUCAGCAAAUAAAAUUAAAGACGCUUGUGACACCAACAAUUGAAGAUAUCACAAGUCCAACUACACGUAGUAAGAGGAAUCUAACACAUUCAAAGGCUCAGCGAUAUUUACGUCGUCAUGAAAACACAACGCUUCCUACUGAUUCUUCAUUCACCCCAACUGAUAGUCAUCCUCCUAAGCUAUUUAGUUUUCGACCUGAUACUUUACUCAAUAAGAAUAAGACUAUAAUUGCUAAACUGGACACGAUUUUACAAAACUAUGUAUUAUUGCAUUAUUUUGUUGAAAGAUCAUUAGACUAUAUUUCAAGUGGUGAGAUUUUAAUGUCACAUCAUGAUGUGGGUACGGCCUUCUGGCAAGAGCUUUGUGAUGCAUUAAAGACGGCUACACAGGAUGGUCGAGUUUCAAGCACAGGAUUAAUACCUGAUUUACGCAAAACUCGUUGCUUUGUCAAAAUUUUUGAUCCUCGUUCCUUUAUCAUCAUUCUUUUCCCAAGCUUAGAAUCUGUUUCAACAGGACUAUUAAAAUUGCAACAAGAUGAAAAAUUGAAUUCAAUUUCUAAAGUUGAGAGAUGUCAUUUUCUUGAUAUAUUCAUGUUUGAAUGCGUACGUCAAAAGCCUAUGAAACCUAUAAAGAAUAGUUUAUUAUUUGGAAAUUCUGUUGAGGAAUCAAAUCGUAUUCGAAUUGAGCAUGCUAUUGAGAAUGCAAAUAAGAUUUCCAUCCGACCUGUAGAUUAUCUUAUCCAUGAAUCAGACGGUUUAGGUGUAAUGUUAAGACCUGAAUUAUUUGAGGGACAGUAUCAGUCUUGUCAAAUUGGAGCUCAACUUACGGAUCGAGUGCUUCGUGUUGCACAAGAUGUGACACGAUUUUAUUCAAGAAGCUUCUUAAAGUCUUUUUAUACAUGCUUGUUGAGAGGUUUCAUGGUAGAAGAUAAGGAUUUGAAUAAAGCGUUAGAAGUUUGUAAUGAGUCAUUAAUGGAAAUUGAUAUCACUGAAUUUGUAAAUAUAAUGGUCAUGCAAAAGAAUGAAUCCAUAGAAAGGUAUACGCAAGAAGCUGAAAUUCAGGAAAAAUUCAAUUGUAUCUUUUAUCAAUACUUUGAGUUUGUUCAAACAAAGAGCAAAACAGUUUCCAAUUUAUUUUAUUAUAAACCACCAUUUAUUAGACAUGAAAAGACGAAUCCUCUUCAAGUAAACAUGUCUGAAGAUGAUAGGGUUUCUUUCAUUGUUGAUCUAGUUGCACAUUCACAAGCACCCUUAUUGAUUCGAUUAAAUGCUGUAUACAGAAUGCCUAUAAGUUCCGACAAUCACAGUUCUACUUCUGAAAUUAUUGUUCCUAUUCAUUCAUUACCUACUUCCUACUCGGGUCAAACUAUUGACGGAGAAAAAUUUAAUUUAAAAAGAGAAGGUCUUAUGUUCCAAGACAUGUUUCCUUUGAGACAAGAGGAUACAAGAGUCUAUCUUCAGAUUGUCUGUCUGAAUAUGCCACGUUCUGAUUUGGAUGAUUAUAGUUAUUUAGAUAAUUUAUUCCCAUAUAAUUUGGAGUAA